AUGGCGUCCCCGGCGCUGGCGGCGGCGCUGGCAGUGGCGGCGGCGGCGGGCCCCAACGCGAGCAGCGCCGGCGACAGAGGCGGGGGCGCCAACGGCUCGGGCGGCGCGUGGGGGCCGCCGCCUGGCCAGUACUCGGCGGGCGCCGUGGCAGGGUUGGCGGCCGUGGUGGGCUUCCUCAUCGUCUUCACCGUGGUGGGCAACGUGCUGGUGGUGAUCGCCGUGCUGACAAGCCGGGCGCUGCGCGCACCACAGAACCUCUUCCUGGUGUCGCUGGCCUCAGCCGACAUCCUGGUGGCCACGCUGGUCAUGCCCUUCUCGCUGGCCAAUGAGCUUAUGGCCUAUUGGUACUUCGGGCAGGUGUGGUGCGGCGUGUACCUGGCGCUCGACGUGCUCUUCUGCACUUCGUCUAUCGUGCACCUGUGCGCCAUCAGCCUGGACCGGUACUGGUCCGUCACGCAGGCAGUCGAGUACAACCUGAAGCGCACGCCGCGCCGUGUCAAGGCCACCAUCGUGGCCGUGUGGCUCAUCUCGGCUGUUAUCUCCUUCCCGCCGCUUGUCUCGCUCUACCGGCAGCCCGAUGGCGCCGCCUACCCGCAGUGCGGCCUCAACGACGAGACCUGGUACAUCCUGUCCUCGUGCAUCGGCUCCUUCUUCGCGCCCUGCCUCAUCAUGGGCCUGGUCUACGCGCGCAUCUACCGCGUGGCCAAGCUGCGCACGCGCACGCUCAGCGAGAAGCGCGCGCCCGGCGGCCCCGACGGCGCGUCCCCGACCACGGAGAACGGGCUGGGCGCGGCGGCGGGCGAGAACGGCCACUGCGCGCCCCCGCCCCGGCGAGCGCGCGCCGACGUGGAGCCGGACGAGAGCAGCGAGGCGGCCGAACGGCGGCGGCGGCGGGGCGCCCUGCGGCUCGGUGGUCCGCGGCGCGGCGCCGAGGGCGCGGACGGGCCUGGGCCCGGGGCGGCAGCCACGGGGGAGCCCGGCACGCUGUCGGCCGCGCGGUCCCCGGGCCCCGGCGGGCGUCUGUCGCGCGCUAGCUCGCGCUCCGUCGAGUUCUUUCUGUCGCGCCGGCGCCGGGCGCGCAGCAGCGUGUGUCGCCGCAAGGUGGCCCAGGCGCGCGAGAAGCGCUUCACCUUCGUGCUGGCAGUGGUCAUGGGCGUGUUUGUGCUCUGCUGGUUCCCCUUCUUCUUCAGCUACAGCCUGUAUGGCAUCUGCCGAGAGGCUUGCCAGGUGCCCGACCCGCUCUUCAAAUUCUUCUUCUGGAUCGGCUACUGCAACAGCUCGCUCAACCCGGUCAUCUACACCGUCUUCAACCAGGACUUCCGCCGCUCCUUCAAGCACAUUCUCUUCCGACGGAGGAGAAGGGGCUUCAGGCAGUGA
Loxodonta africana (African savanna elephant) is the source of this 1377-nucleotide messenger RNA. RefSeq names its product adrenoceptor alpha 2C (gene ADRA2C). Gene Ontology annotation, molecular function: alpha2-adrenergic receptor activity; epinephrine binding. Bases 1 to 1377 code for a protein of 458 amino acids. The record is from RefSeq and is a predicted model, not a curated record. Gene Ontology annotation, biological process: regulation of vasoconstriction; platelet activation; regulation of smooth muscle contraction. Gene Ontology annotation, cellular component: plasma membrane. NCBI's taxonomy places the organism in Eukaryota, Metazoa, Chordata, Mammalia, Proboscidea, Elephantidae. The transcript has a single exon.